Pimephales promelas (fathead minnow) is the source of this 1361-nucleotide messenger RNA. The record is from RefSeq and is a predicted model, not a curated record. NCBI's taxonomy places the organism in Eukaryota, Metazoa, Chordata, Actinopteri, Cypriniformes, Leuciscidae.
CAACCUGAUGUGUUGUACCUGUUGUGGGCGUGUCUAAGUGUUAGAGGGCGGGGAUUCCGGUGGCGGGGUGAGCACCUCCUGCCAACUACGUCACAUCAAAUAAAUAAAGAGGAGCGAGCCAGACUUACAUUAGUGGCCCUGUAGAUCAUGUGUAGUUCAUUUUCUUUAGUGUUUAAUAGGCUAGGCUAGAAGAUAACGGCGCUGUUACAUUUGCUUCCUGACGUGAUGGGACAUCCACAGAACAGAAAUGAGCUGAUUUCAUCCUGCGUGGGUUGUGGGCAUCAGAUCCUGGAUCGCUUCAUCCUGCGGGUUUCUCCUGAUCUGGAGUGGCACGCGCAGUGUCUGAGGUGCGCGGAGUGCCACCAGUAUCUGGACGAGUCUCGCACCUGCUUCAUCAGAAACGGGAAAACCUUCUGUAAAGACCACAGAUUAUGCAGCAGUAAAUGUGCAGGAUGCCACAAAGCCUUCGUCAGAGAGGAGUAUGUCAUGCGAACACGAGUGAAUAUUUAUCACAUCCAGUGUUUUCGAUGCGAGAGCUGCAAUCGUCCGUUACUCCCUGGAGAUGAGUAUGUUCUGCGGGACGGUCAACUGCUCUGUAUAGACCAUCAUGAGUGUUUUAACCAAUUAAAGUGUGCAUCAAAUAACCAACAGAAGGAGACUGCUGAUCCAUCUGAGGACAUGACAUCCUCAGCACCCUGGUCCUCGAGGUCAGAGAGAGCCACUCGCGUCCGGACGGUUCUCAGCGAGUCCCAGCUCCGCAUGCUCCAGACCUGUUACAGUGCCAACCCCAGACCCGACGCCCUCAUGAAAGAGCAGCUCGUGGAAAUGACGGGCCUCAGUCCUCGGGUCAUUCGCGUCUGGUUCCAGAACAAGCGAUGCAAAGAUAAGAAAAGAAGUGUGAUGAUGAGACCCACACAGACGCAGCUCGAGGGCCGUCCGGCAAGUGAGCAGGUUUCAGAGGAUCUAAUGCUGGCCAGUCCCGAGAGCCAGGACAGUGACAUGAUGACACAUUUCCCCCCAUGGAAACUACUAACCGACUUUAUUCUGCAAAAGAAUGCUGAUUACAGAUCAUACCAGCAAUUGCUUUCUUUACCAAAGGAAGGUCCUUGUUCUGCUGGAAGUGAAGUUGUGUCAAUAUCGGCUCACUAUCCAGACACACCCAACAGCCUGACAGCAAGUGCCACAGACAUCAGCGAGUAAACAGAGUCUCCCUGCAAUAGGAGGCUGCAGUAGGACCACAGUCCCAGGACCCGUUUUUUGUAUGUACUAGCAGUUUAUACUGUUCAAUUUAUAUUAAUACAUUUCAGAAAUGGUUUAGUUUUUUAAUUAUUUAUAUUUAAAGGUAGGGCAGGGUAGGUUUU